Messenger RNA from Blepharisma stoltei, 3062 nucleotides. NCBI's taxonomy places the organism in Eukaryota, Ciliophora, Heterotrichea, Heterotrichida, Blepharismidae. The record is from the annotation of a GenBank genome assembly.
AUGUGGUGGAUUCUUGCUUUAUUUGUCACUGUGAGUGGUAUUUAUGAAGACCAAGUAGGGGAAUAUGACUGAAGCUUGUCACAUAUAGGAAAAGUCAGCUAUUUUGCACCAGCAAGCUCAGGCCGAUAUAUUGUUGCGACAGAAAGAGGGAUAAUUGCAGGUCUACGUAGCAAUGGCAAAGCUGAAUGGCGAAAAAUCGUCUCAAAAUUGGAUAAUCCUGUAUUAAUCACCUCCAGCUCUAAUUUUAUUGCUACUUUUUCAGAUAAUCAGGUCAGUGUAUUCACACCUCAUGAUGGGACUCUUCAAUGGACUAAAGGGAUUCAUGAUGUUCUAGAUAUAAAAAUAGUGGCUUUAUCUAUGAAGGAAUAUUUAUGCUUACAAAAAUCACAGGAAAUUGAAGUUUUAGAGCUUUCGACUGGAGAAAGCAGCAGAGUUUUUAGCUUGGGAAAUGUUGUGAAAAUUAUUGGGGCAAAUGAUGGAGAAAUUGAAGUGCAAGCCAAAGAAGAAAUUUUGACUAUUUGGACAAUUAAUAUAAAAACUGGAAAAACUGAAAAAGUUAGUGGCAGCUUAAAAGGAAAACAAUUUUGCUUAAAAAAUGCCUGUGUUUCCCAAGACAAAGAUAAAGUAGAAAUUUAUGAAAAAGGAAAAUUUUUCGUAAAGGAGUGGAAAGGGAAAAAUAUUGAAAAAACUAUUAAUAAUUCCAAUUACGCAUUAACUGAAGAUCAUGAGGUCUACGAAAUUAAAGAAAAUUACAGAAAAAUCGUGGCAGCAGGCCCUGGAAUAUUUUCUGCUGGAGAAGACGAGCUCUUUUGGAUCUCCCCAAGCUCCACUGAAUUUAUCCUAAUUAUCUACAGCAUAAACGAAGGAACCUCAAAACAAGCCAAAGUGAUUUACAAAGAAAAACUCCCUCAAAUUGAGCAUUUCUGGGGAUUUCUAACCCAAAAAGGAGAAUUCGUCGGAUUUUUGACUUUAUCAGACUUCAGCUUCACCUGCUUCACAAGCACCGAAAUAAAAUGGGUCAGAGAAGAAGGCCUUGGCCACCUAAAACACGUAUAUUUCGCUGAGCUUCCUAACAAAGCUCUUCACCACUCCAAUGACUACGUUUCCGCCAUAAAGCAAGACAAUUCUUGGGUAAAAUCUCCAUUCAAUUUCUUACUCAGACUAAAAAUCCAGUUACAGUCCUUCUCCUUAUGGCUUGAAGGGAAAUCCAAAAUUGAUGAAGAAAAAGAGCUGAUUCAAGACGUCUUUGGUAUCAAUAAAUUAAUCCUAGGGGUGAGUGCUUCAAACUAUAUUUUUGCUUUACAAUCACUGUAUAAAAACACAGUCUGGAAAAAAUCAUUUAUCGAGUAUGGGGAAUUUUACCAAUUAGUCCAAACUGGCAUAGAAGAAAUCCUAUUGAUCUUUAAAGAAAAUACAAAUAUUAAGCUUGUAUGGAUACUUUCCACAUCUGGAGAGACUAUUAAGACUGAAACUAUUAAGGAUUUUGAUUUAUUAGAAGCUAUUAUUUUAGACAAAACUGAAAAACCUGGGGUGCUAUUGGUCAGCAAUUCUUUAAAGGUGAAAAAUGUCACAAAAGAUGUGAAAGCAGAAAAUAUUUAUUUUUAUAAAAUAGAUCCUAACUCUUCUCAAUAAAAAAUCUAUUCUACUUUAAUUUUUACUUUAAAAAAAUAAUAAAUUGAGCAAAAUACUAUGAACUAAUUCUAAAAAUUAAUUGAUUCAGUAUUAAAACUGUUUAAAUUAUAUUCUAAUUGAACUUUCUCCAUUAAAUGAGGUCUAAAACUAAUUUCAUAAAAAUUAGUGUUUUCACUUAUAAUGUUUUUGGGAUAAAAAAAUAUAAAUUGUGUACAAUACUUUGAAUUUUAAUUUAUUUUUAUGAAGAAUUAAUUCAAAAAAUUAAUUGAUUAGUGUUAAAACUGUUUAAAUAGCACUAUUUUCAUUAAAUUAUGUCAAAACUAAUUUAUUAAAAUUAGUAUUUUCACUGAUAAAUUUUUUCUUUUAAAAAAUAAAUUUUGUUCCAAUUAAAGGGGUUUAAAGUACCAAAAAUAAAAAUUUUACCUAUAUUUUCUUCCAAUUUAAAGGUGGGGAGUAAAGAAAACACUAUAUUUGGAUAUAAAAUUAUAGGUGAAAAUUCUCACCUUGUCUGGUCUAUGGCAUUAUCUGCCCAAGAAGAAAUCAAAGCUUUUGCUACUGAAAAAGAGUCAAAAAUCCACCAGCCAGCCAUUGCUACCGGCACAUCUAGGCUGAUCUACAAGCAUGAUGAUGCCAAUAUGUUCGCCUUAGCUACCAUAAAAUCAUCAGACCUCUACAUAUACGUCAUUAACGGUGUUUCUGGCAGCAUCCUCGCAAAACUUCGUCAGGAAGGCGUAUCAGGUUCCGUCAAUUUAGUUUUGCACGAAAAUAAGCUUAUCGGCCACUAUUGGAAUUCUAAAUAUUCCCGCUAUGAAAUGAUAGCUGGGGAAUUCUUUGACAGCCAAGUCGACACCUCAGCCACUCAUGUCCUAGCUUCUUAUUAUGAAGGGACUUUUGAGGACAAAUAUUCUUCUUUUGACUUGGCAAACCCCAUUAUUUUUACCCAAACCUAUGCAUUUCCAGGCGGAAUUAAAGAUAUGAAGGUAACUAGGACUUUGCAAGGCAUAACAACCCCUGACUUGGUCAUGAUUUUAAACACAAACCAGGUUUAUACGCUUAAUUUGAAAUGGCUCAGUGCAAGGAGAAAACAAGAAGAAGAUAAGACAGAGGGGAUUUUUGACCAGCCAAAUUUGCCGAUUUAUAAGCCAAAUUUACCAUUGGUGCAGCAUAAUAUUUUGACUUAUUAUAUGAAUUUAGAUGGCCUGGAGCAGCUAGAAAUUACUUGGACUUUAUUGGAGUCGACAUCACUGGCGGUUGCGUAUGGGCUGGACUUCUUUGUGGUGAGGGUGAUGCCUGAGAAGUCUUUUGAUAUUUUGACGAGGGAGUUUAGCAGGUCAACGAUUGUUAUGACUAUUCUGGGGCUGAUUUUGUUGAAUGUGGUGGUUGAGAGGUAUUUUUCUUACAAAACGCAAAGAAAUAACUUUAAGCAAUAG